Siniperca chuatsi (mandarin fish) is the source of this 2754-nucleotide messenger RNA. RefSeq lists its product as uncharacterized. Bases 817 to 1995 code for a protein of 392 amino acids. Lineage: Eukaryota; Metazoa; Chordata; Actinopteri; Centrarchiformes; Sinipercidae. The record is from RefSeq and is a predicted model, not a curated record. Gene Ontology annotation, molecular function: protein binding. The transcript has 5 exons.
UGUGUGUUCGUGUGUGUGCUUUUGUGCAUACCAGCGUUGAUGAAAUUACCGUAACCAUCUACAGCUGUGAAUGCAGGGAAAAAAUGUAUUCUUUCCUCUCAUACUCAGUUUGAAUGCACAGAAGCGUGCAUGCAAAAGCAAGCAUUUCAAACAGUGCAUGCAUUCAUUUAAUUCUAAUUUAUAAAUACAUAGAGAGAGGCUGCCAUAAAGAGGGUGACCGUGUUUGCUGGACAGUUUUUCACUUUCACAUUCAAUAUUACCCCUAAAGUCCAGUUCUUUAAAGACAAUUUACUAUAGUAUUGCACCUCCAUUAAAUUGGGGGACAGAUUUAACAAGAUUAAGAGUCUACAGCCAAGCUAGCAGCUCUGUGAGGCUGUAUUCAGAAACAGCAGUGCUUUGAGCUACAUGCUAAUGCUAGUGAGACAAUGCUAACAUGUUGAUUCUUAGGGGAGAAAAAAUGGAGGGGUCACAGAAGUCAUUGCAAUUCAUCCGGAGGUAGAUGAAUAUCUGUCCUAAAUUUGAUAGCAAUCAAUCGGGUAGAUUUCGAAAUAUACUGGAUAAGUGAAAACCUUUACCUGCCGUUGGCGCUAGAAGUAAAUUCAGGGGAUUACCAAAAUCAUUUAGACUCAGUGAAAUAUGAAUGUCAAAUUUUCAUGGCAAUCCAGUUAGCUGAUGAUAGUUACUGAGAUAUUUCAGUCUGGAUCAAACUGGUAGAUUGACUGACUGACCGUCAAACAUACCAACAUUGCUGUCUCUAAAGCCAUGCUGCUAGCGUGUCUAAAAAUGAAUGGUCAAAACUGAUGCUGCAGCGGUAGCAUGGCUCAAGCUCCAAAAACCCUGGAUCUUCCAUUUUCCAUAAUGCAGCCUGGAUUACAUAUCUCGCCAGCUGUCUCCAUGGCUCUCCUGUACUGUGCCGUGUUGGUGCUGCUGUGUGUUUUUGACUCUGCCUCAGCCACUGUUAUAGCUGACAUGGACUAUGGAGGUGUUCCUCUGUGGAUUAAUCGCCUGUUGGGUGAGCCCAGUGUGCUGAGCCUGCAGGGACGAAUGGACCCAGCCUGGUUCCGGGCCAACAACCCCCAGGCCUGCCCUCGACAGUGCGACUGCCCCAUCCAGUGGCCCACAGCGCUCUACUGUGACCACAGAGGCCCAGCAGACAUCCCUGACCACCUGCCAGACAGAACUCAAUACCUGUUUCUACAGGGCAACAACAUCUCGUCCCUGUCCUCCUCUUUUCUGGCCAACAUUACUGGUCUCCGCUGGCUCAUCCUGGACCACAACCAGCUGCAGACUGACACGCUGGACCAGGCCGCCCUGCAGAACCAGACCCAGCUGUGCUAUGUUUUUGCCAACCACAACCACCUGAGUUCAGUCCCCACCACACUACCAGCUGGACUCAAGCAGCUGCGACUGGCCCACAACCAAAUCAGCAGCAUCGGUCCUGGAGCUUUCCGGAACCUGCACAACCUGACGCUGCUGCUGCUGCAGGGAAACAGACUGCAAACCAUCACAGAGGGAGACCUCAAAGGUCUGGUCAGUCUGAACCUGUUGGACCUCAGUGGGAAUUUGUUCUCGUCCGUCCCCAGGCAUUUACCCCCUUCUGUCCAGCAGCUCUAUCUGUCCAAUAACACUCUCUCUGGGCUGGAUGAGGACAGUUUUGUGGGAUUUCUCAACCUUAAGUACCUUCGUCUAAGUCACUGUGGUCUGCAGAGCCGCAGCAUCCACCCGCAGGUGUUCAACUUCUCCAGUUUGGUGGAACUGGACAUGUCUUAUAACAAACUUACAACCAUUCCCACAGUCCCCACCACCCUGCAGUACCUCUACCUGGAGGCCAAUGAAAUACAAGGGUUCAACAUGACUAGUUUCUGCAGAGAGGUGGGACCUAUGGCCUACUCCAGGAUGAAGAUAUUACGACUGGACGGAAACAAGAUGUCCUACCAACAGCUGCCCCCUGACUGGGUCUUCUGUCUGCGAGUGCUUGAAAGUAUUUACAUCUGACUCCACCUUCUGAACAUGCAUAAAAAAUGGAAUUACUGUAUGUGACUGGCCAACCUCAUCUAGUGAUGCAAAGAAACAAAACGUGACUCAACGGUAUUUUGUUAGCCAACUUGUCAUUUGUGAAUUUAAACAACUCCGCCUGAAAGCUAGAAACCAGAGCAGAAGACUCUAAUUCAUUAUGUCUUCAAUAUGUAGAUACACUGCCAGGCACUGAAGGGAAAACUCACCUUCAAAAGAUGCCAACGCUUGAACUUGUACACUAAACCAGUGAUAUUUUAUCAUAAUGCCAAAAGUCCUGAUCAAAACAUUUCUCAUACCACCAGUGCGUUCCCAUGGGUUUCUCAUUCUCAUUCCAUCUUUUCCAAGUUCUGCCUCGGCAGGGUUGUACAUCUGUGUGUUAUUACCGAAUAGGAACUGUGACAAACCCUCUCAUUUCUGACUGAACACAAUAAUGUGCUCUGGUUAAACUGAGCUGUCUUAGGGCAAAGGGAAACAUGUAUGAAUGGCAAAAUUCAGUAGCUUUCCCAUGAGAGAAUCUGACUCAGUUAGCUGGACAUUGUUAAACAGCCACACCAGUCCACAUGUGGAGCACAUGGAAAAUGUUUUGAUCCAACUAUUGAAAAUGUUCAAAUACUCUAAACUUCUUUUUGAAAAAUAUUGUUACAUUAAACUUUGAUUUUAAAGCUGAUGUCCAUGAUCGUAAUGGUGACAUUUGGUUUGCACAAGCAACAGAAAAAUAAAAUGGACAUAAUAACAUAA